UAUCAGUAACAGCCUCCAUUCGAACGAUACACUUCGACUUUCCGUACACUGAUUAUUUUACGAUGGUUCAUUCCGUAUUUCUUCAUCGACUGCAACACAUCAACAUCGCCAACAGUUCCCUAUCGCGGUCUAUCUACAUUUCUCCAAAUUUCACAAAGAUGAAAAUUGCCGUGAUCGGUGCUGGAUCCGCUGGUCUCGCAGCCAUACGACAUUGCACUUCCGGUGUAUACAACGCUGAAGUAGUUUGUUACGAGAAAACGGACCAAGUAGGAGGUACAUGGGUUUAUAGGGAAGAAGUUGGUUUGGAUCGAUAUGGUUUACCAAUACACACCAGUAUGUAUAAAAAUUUAAGAACAAAUCUUCCCAAGGAAGUAAUGGGAUAUCCAGAUUAUCCUGUUCCGAGUGUACCCGAAAGUUAUCUAACUCGUGAGCAAAUGCUCAACUUCCUAGUCUCGUAUUGCGAUCAUUUUAAACUUCGCCAGUACAUUCGGUUUCUGCACAACGUUGAACUAAUAGAGCCGUCUAACGGAGACCGGAAGUGGACGAUCAAAGUGAAAGAUUUACAAAGAAACAUGGUCUUAAAUGAAUCGUUUGAUGCUAUUAUGGUUUGCAAUGGGCAUUACUUCGAGCCUAGUUAUCCAAAUUUGAAAGGUCGAAGUAUUUUUCAAGGGAAACAGAUGCAUAGCCAUGAUUACAGGGUUCCGGAUAUUUUUCUUGAUAAGAAAGUACUUGUUAUCGGUGCUGGUCCUUCUGGUAUGGACUUGGCUUUGGAUAUAUCGGGAAAAGCGACACGUGUGAUCUUGAGUCACCACUCGAGAGACCCUAUAGGCACUGUGUUUCCAGCUAACGUUAUACAGAAACCAGAUGUAAAGGAACUAACUGAACGCAACGCUGUGUUCAACGACGGUACCAGUGAACCAGUGGAUAUAGUUUUCUAUUGUACAGGGUACAAAUACAGUUUCCCCUUUCUAAGCGAAAAGUGUGGGGUUCGAGUUGAUUCCAACAUGGUGACACCGUUGUGGAAACAUCUCGUAUCGAUCGAAAAUACCAGUCUUGCUUUAGUCGGUCUUCCCUACUACGUUUGCGCCUUCAGUAUGUUCGAUCUGCAGGUACGAUUCGUCCUGCAAUAUUGGACCGGCAGAAAAGAUUUCCCUUCCAAAGAGGAUUUGCUGCGUGAAGAGGCGAAGGAGUUGGAAAAUCUUUUAAAAGAAGGUCUACAGAAACGGCACUUUCACCUGAUGGGAUUCAAGCAGGAUCGUUAUUACGACGAUCUCGCGAAUACUGCAGGAAUCACACCAUUGCCGCCUGUACUCGCGAAGCUGCACAACGAAAGCAGUACGCACUUCUUGGAUGACCUGGUGCAUUAUCGGGAAACUCGAUACAAGAUUAUCGAUGACUAUAACUUUAUUCAGCUUUGAAAAUACGUCAUAAAUAUAUUGACCGCCAUUAUAUAAAUAUAUUGUAUAAAGAUAUUUUGUACUCUGAAUAGAUCCAAUUAUAAUAAUUAUAUAACGUA
Molecule: messenger RNA, 1516 nt
Organism: Osmia bicornis bicornis
Lineage: Eukaryota; Metazoa; Arthropoda; Insecta; Hymenoptera; Megachilidae
Product: senecionine N-oxygenase-like
Exons: 8
Coding region: 63-1418 (451 amino acids)
Molecular function (GO): flavin adenine dinucleotide binding; N,N-dimethylaniline monooxygenase activity; NADP binding
Source: RefSeq, a predicted model, not a curated record